Messenger RNA from Rattus norvegicus (Norway rat), 3997 nucleotides. It is a transcript of the gene Ggnbp2, whose product is annotated as gametogenetin binding protein 2. NCBI's taxonomy places the organism in Eukaryota, Metazoa, Chordata, Mammalia, Rodentia, Muridae. Gene Ontology annotation, cellular component: cytoplasmic vesicle. The record is from RefSeq and is a predicted model, not a curated record.
CAGCCUAGGGGCCACCCUGGGCGGGGCGCUCCGACCGGGGAGAAGGGGUCAGCGGCGGGCACCAGGCAUGGGCUGUGGAGCCGAGGCGGGGAUGGGCUCCUGGAGCCCGGACUCCCGAGCCGGGCGGGGAUGUCCCGGGGCCAGCAGGCAGGAGCUGGGAGGAGGCAGCAGCGGCAGGAGCAGCAGCGGCGGCGGCAGCAGCGGCAGCUGGGAGGAGGUGGUGACGGUGGCAACGGCAGCGUCGGGAACGAUGGCGCGACUGGUGGCAGUGUGCAGGGACGGGGAGGAGGAGUUCCCCUUCGAGAGGAGGCAGAUUCCCCUCUACAUAGACGACACUCUCACGAUGGUGAUGGAAUUUCCUGACAAUGUUUUAAAUCUUGAUGGGCAUCAGAAUAAUGGUGCACAACUAAAGCAGUUUAUUCAGCGACAUAGUAUGCUUAAGCAACAAGAUUUAAGUAUUGCCAUGGUGGUAACAUCACGUGAAGUCUUGAGUGCACUUUCUCAGCUUGUCCCAUGUGUUGGUUGUCGUCGCAGUGUGGAACGCCUCUUUUCUCAGCUUGUAGAGUCUGGAAAUCCUGCCCUUGAACCCCUGACAGUAGGGCCCAAGGGAGUACUAUCUUUGACUCGAAGCUGCAUGACUGAUGCAAAAAAGCUUUAUACAUUAUUUUAUGUACAUGGGUCCAAACUAAAUGAUAUGAUAGAUGCUAUUCCAAAAAGUAAGAAGAACAAGAGAUGUCAGUUACACUCUUUAGAUACACACAAACCUAAACCUUUGGGUGAAGGGAGCAGUAGCAGUGUCAGUUCAGAGAAGUUAAGUACAGAUAAGAGAAGUAGUGAAGACCACAGGAAGGACAGCAAGUGUAGGAUCAUUUUCCAUUAUGGACCUUUCCAGGGAACAGCCAGAGGAUGUUGGAUGGAUGUUUGGGAACUAAUGUCCCAGGAAUGCAGGGAUGAAGUAGUUUUAAUUGACUCUAGUUGUCUUUUAGAAACACUAGAAACGUAUCUUCGAAAGCACAGGUUUUGCACUGAUUGCAAAAAUAAAGUCCUCCGAGCAUACAAUAUCCUCAUUGGCGAACUUGACUGCAGCAAAGAGAAGGGCUACUGUGCUGCCCUUUAUGAAGGCUUGCGGUGCUGUCCGCAUGAGCGACACAUACAUGUUUGCUGUGAAACAGACUUCAUUGCACAUCUCUUGGGUCGUGCUGAGCCAGAGUUCGCAGGAGGGUAUGAGCGACGAGAAAGACAUGCUAAGACAAUAGAUAUAGCUCAAGAAGAGGUUCUCACUUGCUUGGGGAUUCAUCUUUAUGAACGACUGCAUCGAAUCUGGCAAAAACUACGGGCGGAAGAGCAGACGUGGCAGAUGCUCUUUUAUCUUGGUGUUGAUGCUUUACGUAAGAGCUUUGAAAUGACUGUGGAAAAAGUGCAGGGUAUUAGCCGCUUGGAACAACUUUGUGAGGAAUUUUCAGAGGAAGAACGAGUUAGAGAACUCAAGCAAGAAAAGAAACGCCAAAAACGGAAGAACAGACGAAAAAAUAAGUGUGUGUGUGAUAGUCCUGCUUCCUUACACACAGCAGAUGAGAAAGCAGUAAGCCAAGAAAAGGAAACAGACUUCAUGGAAAAUAGCUGCAAAGCCUGUGGCAGCACUGAAGAUGGUAAUACUUGUGUAGAAGUAAUUGUUACCAAUGAAAAUACAUCAUGUACUUGUCCUAGCAGUGGCAAUCUUUUGGGGUCCCCUAAAAUAAAGAAAGGCAUGUCUCCACACUGUAACGGCAGUGAUUGUGGAUAUUCAUCUAGCAUGGAAGGAAGUGAGACAGGUUCUCGGGAAGGUUCAGAUGUUGCCUGCACCGAGGGGAUUUGUAACCAUGAUGAACAUGGUGAAGAUCCCUGUGUCCAUCACUGUGAAGACAAAGAAGAUGAUGGUGACAGUUGUGUUGAAUGUUGGGCAAAUUCUGAAGAAAAUAACACAAAAGGAAAAAAUAAAAAGAAGAAAAAGAAAAGCAAGAUGUUGAAAUGCGAUGAACAUAUCCAAAAACUUGGAAGCUGUAUUACAGAUCCAGGUAAUCGAGAGACCUCAGGAAACACCAUGCACACAGUGUUUCACCGUGACAAGACCAAAGAUGCACAUCCUGAGAGUUGUUGCAGCACUGAGAAGGGUGGGCAGCCAUUGCCUUGGUUUGAGCAUAGGAAAAACGUACCACAGUUCACAGAACCUACAGAAAUGUCAUUUGGUCCUGACUCUGGAAAAGGUGCCAAGAGCUUAGUUGAACUUCUUGUAAGUAGUUCACCAUAUCUUACUGUGUAUUGGGGGAGAUAUUUGAAGGUUUCAGGUAGGAAACAGAUGACUUUCUAUUUUUCACUGAUGACUUCUGUGACUUCUGGAGCACAUUGUUUUAUUUGUCUCAAAGUUCAGAGCAUUGGGAGAGUAAGAAGUGGCAUCAUGUCUAGAAAUCUGAGUUAUUGUAAACAAAAUUUAUCCACGUGGCAGUUUAGUACUUACCUUUCUAGAUCGGGAAAGAAUAUUAAAUAAGUAUAAUUUCAGUAUCCCAAAGGAAGAGUGAGGAAAGAUUAACAGUUUGGCUCAUGCUCAGCCACUUAAGAGUUUGAAGCCAUCCUAGGAUGAGACCCUGUUUUAAACCUCCUAUACUCCCUACUCCUAGAACAAAAACAAUAAAAAAAUACCUUGAACUAAGGCUCGCAUUCCAAGAUAAUUCCUUCAAGUGGUAUCUAGGAGGAAAGUAUAACUGGCCUUGGGAGAGCGGUAAAUUGAUACUGCCUCCUAAGGGAUUAAUUUAACUAUACUGGAUUGCCAGUGUCCGCUGUAUAGCGUGUGCUUGAGCAUGAAAAGGAAAGAAAGAAGACUGCUAUCCUGCCAUUUAAGUCCUUGUGGAACUGUCUUUGGGAAUAUUAAGAAUUUUAUUAUUUCUUUUUUGUGUAUGUUGUAAAGUUCAGUGGUGAUUAUAUAUAACAUUCCUUUAAGAUUAAAAAAAAGUCAUCUUUUACUUAAUUUGUAAAGAUAAAAGUUUCAACGUAGGACCAGCUAAAGAUAAGUCUGCAUAUUUAAAAAUUGGUGAUUAUUUGCAUCUAUCUCUAAUUAGUCACUUUUAAAGGCAGAGAAGUAUGGUAAAAGGUAGGCUCAUAGGUAUAUAGGGGAUAAUUACAGAUUCAGUGUUUGAAACCAAGCUGAGUUAGGUUUUAUUUUCUCUAGUUUCUAAGAUGGGUUGCAUGGUGCUUAUUCUGUAAGCAAUGCAGUUAGAGAUUGUAUGACUGGGUGGAAACUAAAAGCUAGACUGCUUUAAUUUUUAGUUGCCCCACCAACCAUAGUGUUUUGCAUUCUUUGUCAUGGUCUUAACUACUGCUUUAAUUUGCAGGAUGAGUCUGAAUGUACUUCAGAUGAGGAAAUCUUUAUCUCACAAGAUGAAAUACAGUCAUUUAUGGCUAAUAACCAGUCUUUCUACAGCAAUAGAGAACAAUACCGACAGCAUCUGAAGGAGAAAUUUAAUAAAUACUGCCGCUUAAAUGACCACAAGAGGCCCGUUUGUAGUGGCUGGCUGACAACGGCUGGAGCAAAUUAAAUAAAUAAAAUAGCUCUGUCUUUCAAUGAAACACUCAAGAUGACUACUGCGCCUUCUCUUUUAAAAACUCCUAAUUUAGUGACUUCUGGCAAAAUUUUACCUUAAAUCUUAAAUCAAUGUGAUUCCUUGUUUUGGGAGACGGUGGAGGUAACCUCAUUCGUUUGUUCUUUCUUCAGGCUUGUGUCUUUAGUUGCGUGGCUACGCAGGCCUGCCUAUGAUUUAAGCCAUCUCUUCAUUAAACGUUUCUCUUCCUGUGAGACUUACUAAAGCAACUUAGUGGCAAAAGUAAUGUUGUACUUACACUUCUGUACAGAAAUGACAGUGAGCUGGAUAUAUGGUUUACAGUAGACAUCCACUUGCAAAGCGUCUGGACAAAAUGUUAAAGGCAAUGUGCAAAAUUUAAAAUAAAGAGUAUUUAUUAAUACGCA